Molecule: messenger RNA, 540 nt
Organism: Caenorhabditis remanei
Lineage: Eukaryota; Metazoa; Nematoda; Chromadorea; Rhabditida; Rhabditidae
Exons: 3
Coding region: 1-540 (179 amino acids)
Biological process (GO): dolichol-linked oligosaccharide biosynthetic process
Molecular function (GO): hexosyltransferase activity
Source: RefSeq, a predicted model, not a curated record
AUGACUUGCUUUGUAACAGUUGGAACUACAUUAUUCGAAGACUUGAUAAACAAAGUUUUGUCGGAGGAAAGCCUGCGCAAUUUGAAAAAGAUCGGCGUUAAAAAAAUUCGUCUUCAAAUUGGAAAAGGAAAUUUUGAGAAUGAAGUUGUUCAUCGUGUUUUCAAAGGAGUCACAUCAGAUGAAGGAUAUACAAACGUUGAAGGUCUCGAAAUCGAUUAUUACCGCUUCAAACCAUCAAUUAGUGAAGAUAUGGCUGAAGCAUUUAUUGUAAUCGGACAUGCUGGUGCUGGCACCUGCCUAGAAGUUUUGGCCCUUCACCUUCCGUUCAUAACAGUCACCAAUGACAAACUGAUGGAUAAUCAUCAAGCUGAGCUUGCUGUCAUGCUAUCCGAUGAAGGAUAUCUUCUUCACUGCACACCUUCAACUCUUGCUGAAACCAUUGUCAAAGAAGAUCUCUUCUCUCUUCGUCAAUUCAGUGCUCCUUCAAAAAAAUUUGUCGCAGAGCAUAUCAAACAACUAGUCGGAAUCAAAAACGUAUAG